UAACAAAAAUAACUAUUACCACAUUUUUAACAACAUUGUGUAAAGUUUAAAAAAUAAAUUCACUUGUUGACAGUAAAUGUUUUGGACAAUCAACAAUUGAUUUAUUUUAUAUUUUUACCAAGUUAAAAACAUGUAUCAUUUAACAAGACUAUGUGCAAGAUCAACUCGUGAUGUUUAUCGUCAAGAAAAAAGAUUUGCUGGUCAUAGUAAAUGGGCAAAUAUUAGACAUACAAAAGCAGAAAAAGAUGGCGAAAAAUCAGCAAUGAUACAAAGUUAUGUUAAAAGAAUGAAAGUUGCAAUUGCUGAGGGAAAAAGUGCAAAACCAUUGGACAAUUUAAAACUAGCACAAAUAAUUGAAGAAGCAAGAAGUAAAUGUGUACCACUAGCAACAAUAAAUGGAACAUUAGAAAAAGCUGAAAAAUCUAAAACAGCAACACAAUCUGAAAUUGUUGAUUUUCGUGGUCCAGGAAAUGCAAAAUUUGCUGUUAAAAUAUUAUCUGAUAAUUUAUGUGCUGUUAGAAUGAAUUUAAAUACAGUAUUUCGUAAAUUAAAUUGUACUGGUGGUGAUGGAAAAAUGAAAAGUAUAUUUCAUCAUCAAGGAUUUAUAAUAACUGAAGCUAAAGAUAAUUUAGAUACUGCAACUGACGAUGCAAUAACAGUUGGUGCUGAAGAAGUUGAAGAAUAUCAAGAAAACAACAAGACAUAUUACAAAUUUACCUGUGAUCCAGCUCAAGUUGGAAGAGUUGCAAGUCAAAUUAGAAAAUUAAAUUACAAUAUUUUGACAAUGGACGAUGAACUUUUGCCAAAAGUAACAUCAACACUUGACGAGGAAACAUUAAAAACAAUUGAAAAGCUAUUUGAAAAACUCAAAGAAAUUGAUGAAGUUGUAUCUGUAUUUCACAACAUAGUAGAAGCUGAUGGUUCCAACGAGUCUAAAUCGUAAACUACAAAAAUUUUAGAUGAUUUUUAAUAAUUUGGCAAGCUGUAUAAUAUAGAUAAAAUUAUUAUUAUUUUUUUUUCUAAUAAUUUAACAAAUAAAUUUUGUUGAUUACUUUGAAA
Messenger RNA from Aphidius gifuensis, 1059 nucleotides. Its product is annotated as probable transcriptional regulatory protein NAMH_0626. Gene Ontology annotation, cellular component: mitochondrion. NCBI's taxonomy places the organism in Eukaryota, Metazoa, Arthropoda, Insecta, Hymenoptera, Braconidae. The transcript is spliced from 4 exons. The record is from RefSeq and is a predicted model, not a curated record. The coding region runs from base 131 to 943 and encodes 270 amino acids.